CUGGAUCCGAAGUUAGGGGAGUUUUUACGUGCGAUUUUAGGCCUUACAGAAGUGAACGAGUUAGGGGAUCAAGCCUCUACGGUGUAUGCGAUUCGUGGUGGAAAGAUCAGAAAUAGAAAUAGCAACGAGGUCAGCGACGAGCAGGAAGAUACAAUGGGAAAUGGAAACGGAGGAGGUCAAGGUUAUGGCACGACUCGAAUAAUUUGCGUAUUUUUUCAUCUAGUGGCACGACUACCACUAGUCGUGCAACAUGUUUACUUGCUUCUGCAUUUUUACUUAAUCGAAAAGCGAAAUAAAUACCCGAGUUAGUUACUGAAAUAAGAGAGGGAGCUUAGGGCUAUUCUUCCUUUAGGAUUCUCGGUUAUUCACAUCUUCAGUUACUUGGUUCUUUCAUGUUCAGUUUUUCGAAUAGGAAUGAUCGUCGUUUCAAGUACCACUUCCCAGCGUUGAAGCUGCUCAACCGUAUUCUAGUUCCCCCUCUAAAAAGAACAAACAGGGAAGCCCGAAGCUUUGCCGUCUACGUUUGACUUGAUCUACUCCUAUGGCGUGCUCCAUCACACCGGUGAUUUGUCACUGGCCUUACAACACGCGAUACCUUUGACAAAAGUUGAGGGCGGCCGGUGUUUUGUAGCCUUAUACAACCAGAGACUGUGGCCUCAUGCGCGAGAUAGAGACUGGCUCGACAUCAAAGAAGAAUACCUGGGGAGCAGACCAUGGCGCAAACAACUCUUAUUAUGACCAUGGGGAAAUUCUAAUUCAUCUCCAGCAAGUCCAAGGCGACCGGAAAAAUUAUUGGCGACGUUGUUUUGAUUCAUCUCCAGCAAGUCCAAAGGGACCGGAAAAAUUAGUGCAGGAAGUAUCCCUUUCACCUCUGAGAUGAACUACUUCGUCCUACACGACCUCAUCUAACGUGAGAGCUAUCCUAUCUCUUAACCGACGUUUUCAAACAACUACGCUCGGAGAUUGAUCGCUUUGACUCUGUUGGCGCAAAGUUAGGACGCGGAAUGUCGGUUCCCUCAGCGUUAGCAGACUCAUGGGUUCCGCAGGAUUUAGAACGCGUCUUAACUUAAGGCUCGAAAAUAUAGCUCAUUGAGGAUUUCCUACAGCAACCGGUUGCCGGAUCUCAUUUACUUCGUCGGGGGGAUCUCAUUUUCUUCGGCUCUUUCCUUCGUCUGCGGAUCGUUCCGAAGAAAUCCAUGACUUCAGGGACACGGAGUUACUAUCUUGUCUUGCCAUUAUAGUGGUAUACGAUGAUGCCCUGACCAACAAAGACGCAUGAUGAUCUUGAAGGGACCACUUGUUUUGAGCUCUAAUAAACGCGUCAGCAUAAGCAGGUGCCAGAUAUCAUGCUCGGCGACAACAAAGGAAGACACUUGUUUCCUAACUUCGAAGUAGAGGUAGAGAAAGACAAAGAGGACUCACUAGGUGAGGACGAGACCACGGAGCGCUCCUCCACUUCCACGACUUCUUUUAAGGGUUGGCUGUUGUGCCUUAAAGAUGUUGAUUUAUCUCUCGACGUCGACCACGCAUCUUCAUCCCUAAAAAGUAUGUUGAGUGAGUAUUUGACUCCAGACUCCUGAUACUCUUCGAGGAGGAAGCGGAUUCAGUUACUUUCCGGUACUCUUUCAGUGAAAGAUGAAUUUUGGUUAGGUCGUCUCACUCUAAUUCUACUCCCAGAACCACCACAAAGCAAGAACACGAGCGUCUGGUGGCUUUCGAUGAGAUGCCAGACCGGUUCCAGCAGAAGUUCAUGCGAGAUUUCCUGUAUCAGAAAUUCAACUCCGGAGCAUUGGGACGUGGAAUGUCCUACCUGAUCGAAGUACGUGACAACUUGGGAGGCUAUCCGGUGGAAUAUUUAUGAAGUCCGGUUGGACUAUUUCUAUCGAAUAGUUCUCUCUAACUCAGUUGAAGAUACUUCUAAUACUGAAGAUCAUGAGUACAACAAGUGUCGCCUCUAACUCCCAGCCACGGUGCUCACCUCACCGAACUCUUGCGAAGGAUGUGCUCUUCGUGCAAGGUUGUCAAGAUGGAUGACGUAGCGACAACCGGAUACCUGAUCACGCUUACCGCGUUAGAUGUGGAGCCUAGGGACGUGAUGCGCGACGAUGAAACAGAGAACCCAGUUCUAGUGCCUGUUCGGUUCGGAGGCAAAUCAUCAGACCUCCACUUUCAGGACGAUGACUACUAUGAAGGGGAGAAUGUUGGAGAAGGAGAUGUAGAAGGUGAAAAUGGAGCUCCUGCAAAACGGCGAUCCUUGACUCCAGAAGUUAGGGCUCUUGAUAAUCAUCAUUAAUUUACAGAUUUCUCUCCACACGAUCCAUCAGAAGUAGAAGGUCAUGAUCGUCAUCUCUUUCAGAUAAUCUGUACGAGUUCCAUCUUAAAAAGAGGAAACUGUCUACUUAAAAAACUUUCCUCCUCAAGAACAACUACAACAACAAAACUAGAUAAGUCUACUCUGUCUCUAAACAAGAAGAAGAAGCAAGGAGCAAAAGACAAGAAAUUCGAAAAAAGCUCACGGUUUUUCCAGGCAGCCCGGAUACCAUUUUCACUGGUUGUUACGGCCUUUCCCGUACAAAGGCAGACCGGUCGGAAGCAGAUUUGGCUCAGUUCACACAAGGAGGCGUACGAGUGGAAUACGAGAACAAGAAUUUUCGUACUAGAAGAAGGCACUCUACUACUGCCUCUCCAGAUGCAACAGCUUCAACAUCCAGAUCCACAACACCACUAUUAGGGGUUCCCACAUUGCAAUCUGCACUACCAUCCCUGACUCUUUGCUCAGUAAGAAAGAAGUCAGGGAUGAUCUGAAAACCAUCUAACACUAGGAGUAGUACCGCUUUCAACGUGUUCCGCCACAGAGAAUAGUCGUUCCUGUUACGGAUUGUGGCGUUUACGGCGUGCAGUGACUUUACCAGGACAAAGCGUUUUGCCUCUAGAGCUUUUUUUAGAAGCACAAAGCGAACCGCUAGUGGGUGCCAAGAGCUUUCUGAGGACAGCACAAAGGGCUGUAGGACGUGAAUUAGCACUCUGGGCGUUGGAGAGUUUGCUUAGCUCAGAAGAUGAAGAUACUAGUCUCACUAGUCAAGAUACUAGUCUUAGCGAAGGCGAAGGGCUGAAAAAACACCAGGAGGAUACCACUGGUGGAUCUGUGACAACUCCUCGCGCUAUUGAUGUAGCACGUUCGCGCCGGUUUCGUCCUUUACUAGUAGAAAACGAAAAGAGCCGAACUUCAUUUGAGAAAUCGGGUUUAGAAGUAGAUGAUAGUGUAGAGGAAGCUACUUCCGGAGGAGGUUUCCGAAAUCGGAACUUAUUCCUACGUCUCUACAGUAUGUUAGCAGGAAGACAUUUCGACUCUUCAACAGAUAAAGCUCCAACUUCUACUUCGCCUUCUAGUAAAAUAACUGCAGAAGAAGAAGAAGAAGAAGAAGAGGAGAACCAGAACGCUAUAUUAUCCCUUUCUUCCCUCUCACCCGCUCGUUUUGAUCUUACGUUCCUGGCAGAAGCGAUUCAAAUGUACUACUCCGAAUCAGUCGCGCUGUCUUUCGACCAAACUGCACGUCGAGCGGCAGGCGAACGAGCAAGGAAAUAUUAUCAGAAGUUAAGUAUUUGAGGAGACUUCUGUUAGUUUGGAUAAAUUAGGUUUAGGGCUACGCAACAAGACAAAAAAUACUAAUAAUGAACAAGAACAGCUGGUAUGGUAGUUGAUGUUGCAUCAAAUUCUUGUCACUGGAUACAUCAGAGGCUCCGAUCAAGAUCAUGCAACCAGAAGAUAUACCAUUUCUCAAAAAGAAAAAUGAAUCAAGAAUGACAAAGACAAGUACAAGUAGCUAGAUUUAAGUACACAAUAUGGCCAUCUACCACUCAUAAGCGUAAAUACGACCAUAACCAUUCGUAUCGGAUAUUAUCCCCUCCAAUUAUCUCGUCGUCUCUCCUAAUGGGUAUCAACCCUGUUUUCCCUCAUCUCUAAUCCCUCGCCUCAUGGGCAUAAACCCUUUUUUUCAGGCUUCGGCGGCCUUUUCUCCAGUGGCUGAAAACAUAGUUCAGCAUCUCAGUGUGCACUACAAGACUCAGUCCAAGGGUUCCUCGGCUUACCAACGACCUUCGAGGUUGGAAAUGGAAGCCCAUGUAAAAAGCUUUUUUGAUGGUGGUGGAGGUGGUGGAGGAGGAGACGCGAAAAGUGACUCAGUG
Molecule: messenger RNA, 4185 nt
Organism: Amoebophrya sp. A25
Lineage: Eukaryota; Dinophyceae; Syndiniales; Amoebophryaceae
Source: the annotation of a GenBank genome assembly